AUGGAGAGAGAUGGCAGCUGGGGUCGAGUGGGAGGAACGGGAUCGGAAGUGGCUUCGGACGUGGGAGAGGAAGCAACGACGGGAUCUCUGUGUGUGGAAGUGGGGAGGAGAAGUAGAGGCAGCGAGAGCUUUGGGUCGGUAUUUAACGAAGAGGAUGAAGCUACGGAUCGCAGGAUUCGCGCAGGGGUUCCGGGAAAUGACACAAACGGCGCCCAAUUCAGCGGGAUAUCUGCUGAUUUUCUGGACUUCCUCGAUAGAUACGAGAUAUUCGUUAAGUAUUGUCGUUUUGUUUAUAGCUUUUAUGCUGCUACCUCAAAUAUUACUUCAAUAAAAAUUAUCGAACCAUCAUUUAUCCUGCUAAAUUUUGUAUAUGGAUCACAGGUCAAGUUCGGCCUUUCUGGAAGAAACAUAAUAUCGGAGGCAUUAAGAGAGGCAUGCAAGGAGAGGCUUUCAAAUGCUCUGAAUCAGGCCAAGGAGCGAUUGAGAAAUCAUUCGCUUGACAUAGGCUCUUCCUCUACCUCACUUGAAUUGGAUUGCUUUAAGAAGUAUGAGAAGGUUGGCAAAACCUUCUAUAAUUCGCAGAUUGCGGCGACUGUGAGGUGGCUAUCAUCGGCGAGCUAUGAACAGAUAAGCGAUAGGCUUAGCCAAAACUCUUCAUCUCAUGAUGCCGAAAACAAACCAAAAGUUAUUGAAAGUGCUGCUACUUCAUCAUCACCGAGCCCUGCAAAUCAACUACUUGUUCAGUCAGUAAAAGACGAUCAAUUAAAGGCUAAAGUUCUGGAAAAAAAUGUUUAUGAGGCUGCAGCAGUGGAUUUGUCCCAUGGAAAGGUGGAUCUUCCACCUAUACCUUCAUUUUCAGAGUUUGUUUACCAAAAAACCAACAACCAGAACAGACCUUCCAUGGGUUCUGAAAGUGCUCCAAAGAGGAUAGCUGAAGCUGAUGAGAGGAAACAAAGAGUUCAUGUUCACAAGAAGAUGAAACAGUAACAGAAUAUCGUUUAAGGUUCAUAAGUUAGCCGUUAAAAAAAUGAAAAGUAGGUUGGUACUUAGGCAUAAUUUUUUGUACUAAAAAACUGCUUUAAGAAGCAGUAAAAAAGUCGUCUCAAACAAAGCCUUAAACUUUAUUUGGGAUAGUUUUAGACAAAUGUUGUUUUACUGCUUAAAUUUUUACACUAAAAAAUAAUUUUAUGAAGCAGUAAGAAAGUCGUCUCAAAUAAAAUUUCAAUAAGAGAGUUAAUUAGUUUAUGCA
Dendrobium catenatum is the source of this 1249-nucleotide messenger RNA. RefSeq lists its product as uncharacterized. The transcript has 3 exons. The record is from RefSeq and is a predicted model, not a curated record. NCBI's taxonomy places the organism in Eukaryota, Viridiplantae, Streptophyta, Magnoliopsida, Asparagales, Orchidaceae. The coding region runs from base 1 to 987 and encodes 328 amino acids.